CAGUUUGUAUAGGCGGUCACUGCCGGCAAUUCGAGAUAGCACCCCCAAAAAAGUUUUGGUGAUACUGAGAAAGAACUGCUGCGAAAGAAGUCCCAAGGUCAAUUCCUGCCCCAACGACGCUGUGAUGCCCGCCAUUCAACAAUCUUAGAGGCCUCCACGGGCGCGAUUCCAAUACAACCAUGGCGACCUCCCUUGCGGCCCAGCUGUCGCAGAUAGCCGCUACCUCCACCAAGUCGCUCGACCUCAAAGCGCAAAAGGCCGCCCACUCCAAGUCUCUGAUCUUCGAGCCGCGCAUCGCCGCCUCCCAGAGCUUCGAUUCGCUGUAUACACUAUGCCAUGAGGGCUUCCAGGAGCUGUGUCUGCUCGAUGGCAGGUUUAUGGAUUUCCAGCGCAGCAUCUUUGGCGAGCAGAGCCUGCAGCAGGAUAGGACGCAGAUGACCGCCGCUGAGAAUGCGGAGCUGGAUAAGAGGCUGGAGGCAUUCCUUGGCUUGGUCGGAGCGAGGUUACGAUUAAAUCCAGCUAUAAAAGCCGUUGAGUGGCUUGUUCGAAGAUUUAGGAUACACGAGUACAAUACUGCAUUUUUACUUACGACGUUCUUACCGUACCAUACCCUACCAGCAUUUACAACACUUCUAUCAAUCCUACCCACAAAUCUGCCUGCGCAAUACAGAUUCCUACAUCCUUAUGUUCGAUCGUUAACUCACCCACCGCGCCACGCGAUCGUAUUCGCAGCGACUAAUGACCCUACCCUCUCAACACUGCUAAACUCCUACGUGGUGAGGAUAUGCAAUGCUCGCCAGAACUACCCGGCUCUCAUCUCCUUCUGGGCGGGAGUUAUGACCGAGGCUGUGAGCGGAAUGCUGGACAAGGCGCGCUCUGGCCGAGAGGCCGUGCAAGCCCAAAACCAGGAGGAGAUCAUCCUUCGUCUAGGCCCAACUCUGAAUGAGGGAUUGGCUAUGAAGAAGGUCCCUGGAUUGAGGAUUGGGUGCUACAUGCUACUCUCCAUAAUGGCAUCAAAGGGUGGCUUGAAUGACAAGCUUCUAACUGCUAUGAUGGAGGCAGUUGUCCUCGGAUGGACCACGGAAACCUUUAUUCCCGGGCUCGUAUGCCUAUCGAUUCUGGCGCAGCAGAGAGGGGCGAAGCAGAUGACCAAGCGUGUCACAAAAGAGCUUCUGAAAGUGGACGGCCUUCCCGAGCUACUCCUCGAGAUCUCCAAGUCCCGCCGGAUCGACAAACUCGCCAACGGCAUUGUCCUUGCGCUGGUCGACAGGCUGGGCAAGUCCGGAGACGCCACUGUCCUGCCAUUGAUCGGACAUAUUGUUCAGAAUCAGCUGUUAAGCGGGGCUCAGGGAACUGUGGUCGUUAAGUCACUGCUCUUAGUUGCCUACAGAAUAGAUGAGGAUAUCGACCCCAAGGGACAUGUUCGCCAGGAUCUCGCAAGGGCACUGACUACAUUAGCAGAGUACCCCGGCCAACCGGGUGUCAUUGCAAGGAAAGCUAUGGAUGAUGCCAGCGUUGAUAUUGACGAAUUGGAACUGAAGCUUCAAGCAUCCAUUCGCCCAAAGCUCAUCCAAUCGGCGCCAGAUGGAGAUGUUGAGAUGGGAGAUGCGGAUGAGGCCAGCGAGGUUCCAUCCGAAGACUUGCAUGCUCUCCUUAAGCAACUCCCAGACGAUGACAACUCAUUCCUGUCACUCUCGGAUGCGCCGCCAUUCCACAAGUUUUUCCAUUUAUUCGUGGCGGCAUUGGCGACGAAAGAGAACCUGGACGACUUUGAUCAAGCAUUAAAAACAGACAAAAACCACACAGUUAGGUACUUCAGCUUCUAUAGUACCGUUUGGUCCGGUCCAUAUCCUGUUCUGGCGCGCACGGCUGCGCUGGAGCGCGCUACCCAUAGCUUGGACAAUGCUAUGAGCGAGUCUGUCGACCUACAGGGUCUCAUUCCAUAUGUCAUCAUUGCACUCGGCGAUCAAGCACUGAAGGUCAGGAGAGCAGCUUCUGCGAUGGCCCUUGGAUUAGCCCAAAGAUACCCAGCAGAUGCAGAGUUGAAGAAGACCAAGGGUCUCAAGAUAUGGGCCGAAAAGUCUAUUUAUGGAAAAGGAAAGAAUGCAGCGAGUGUUUCGUGGAUGACCGUUGAGAAUGCAGCGCGACUGCUCCGGGACAUCAUUUGCCCCGGCCUGGAGGAAUGUGUUAUCGACAAGAAGCACAUUGUGUCAAUCAUCGAGAAGAGCCUAAAUGGUUCAAAGGAGUCGACAGAUUCUCCAAUGAAGCAGCCCGCAAAAAUCUCGCAGGCUCUGCGUUUGGCGGUCUUGACUAACUUGGCCAGCCAUGUCGUCUACACGCCGCUGUAUGCCGCCAAGUACAAGCUGCUCCUUGCGUUGAACGAGGUCCGAGGAGUUACUACCACCACCAGGACCAAACUUCUACUACCGGUGCUACAAAAUUUGGCUUAUAUAUCUUUCCAGGCCGCUAAGGAGAAUUGCGAGGCGGAGCACGUUGAUGUAUCGGCGUACAAUGACGAGGCUGUUGCAGUAGUAAUCCCCAACGAUGAAGAGGGGUUCCAGGUCUUGGCUUCUAUUGCCCAGGGCGAGGUCGGGCCGGGAGGGGAGACACUGUGUGCCGCCGUCUUCAGAAGAAUUCGCAACAUGUGGCCAUCGUUGAAGGGAGACUCAAGACUCAACACCGCUCAGCUCCUUAUGGACCUAUCGCAGCCACCUUCUGACGAUGCGAGACAUAGCGAGUUCGCACAGGCAGAGGCGAUGGAGCUUUUGAGAAGCGUUAACCUUACGACGGACAUCCUCCUGUCGUUCCUCAACCAAUUGCCAACGGCCGCACAACUUGCAGAUAUGCCUCCAGCCACGAAGCGUCGCCGUGUUAGCCAUGGCGAGAUUGCAAAGACCCCUGUUCAGGAUAUGAAGUCGCUCACCGACGCUGUUCACAAGGUCUCCUUCGUUCUCCAGAUGGUCGAUAACUCGAACCCCAAGAAGCACGUGGCGCUACUGCCAGGGCUUUUUAACGCCUUAUCUGAACUGCAGCACUUCAAGUCUCAAGUUGGAUCUGAGCUGGGAUACCUGCAAGGUCUUGUGCUUAGCAGCUUACUGUCGAUCAUGAAGGCGCACAAGGCGGAUCCGUGUCUCAAGUUGGACCGAUCUGCCGUCAGAGCCGACUUGCUCGUGGACUGCGUGCAGAAGACUGCCAGCCCACAAGUCCAAAACGCAGCUCUCCUUCUGAUUGCCAACCUUGCUAGCACGGCGCCAGAACUUGUCCUGCACAGUGUCAUGCCAAUCUUCACGUUCAUGGGCAGCUCGGUCCUUCGCCAGAACGAUGAGUACUCUGCUCAUGUCAUCAAGCAGACUAUUGCGGAGGUUAUCCCGCCACUUAUCUCUUCGCUGCGCAAGGAGAAGGAAGGCCCUGUCACUGGUGCUGCGGAGCUCUUGUUGAGCUUCGUCGCUGCUUAUGAGCACGUGCCUGCUCACAGGAGAAAGGGACUUUAUACUUCGCUUGUGCAGACUUUGGGACCUGAGGACUUCUUGUUCGCCGUCCUGGGUAUGCUUGCUGAUAAGUAUGGCGCUACUGAGAGCAUCAAGACAUUCAGCGUCGAUCUUGCCUCCUCGUUCAGCGCGGAUGUGCAGCUCCAGACUGCCGUCAAGUACCUUGAUCUCGCUGCGGACCUUCUGAAGCCAAGACCGACAAUCUCCGCCAUGCUCCUGGGCUCAUCCGAGUCGAGCACUACGGAUGGAAACCGCUCGGCUCUGACGCAGCUUACUCUGCUUCCCCACCUUCUCUCCGAGAAGAAGUUGAUUGAUCAGACCGCCAGACUUCUUCAGCGUGACGACAUGGAUGCAUCCAGAGUCCGUGAGCUCUACUCCGCUCUGCUGGAGAACCUUCUCUCCCUUGCCGACCAAGUCAAGGCGGACAAGAAGCUGCACAAUGCAUGUGGCAACGUUCUCGAGCGCGUCCUUGGCCUCCUCUCGACCAGCGAAUUCGUAAAAUCGGUUGAGAGCCUCCUCGACAGGCCAAACGAGGAACUGCGCCGCAAAAUCCUUCGCUCCCUCGAGGUCCGCGUCGACCAAGAGAAGCAAUCCAACGUCGCAGCGAGACAAGCCAUGUUAGCCUUCCUACCGCAGCUCACGGCCAUCAUCCGCGAGUCGGGCGAUAUCCUGUACAAGCAUACCGCAGUCUCUUGCUUGGAUAAGAUCGCAGAGAAGUAUGGUAAGAAGGAUCUGGACGCUGUUACAGUUGCCGCGGAGACUAUUGCGGGUGAGAAGUGCCUCGGACAGGAUGAUGAGCGCCUUCAGGUUAUGUCGCUGCUGUGUUUGGCGUCGCUUGUGGAUAUCCUCAAGGAAGGAAUCGUUUCGGUGCUUCCUAUCGCUAUCCCCGCUGCUCUAAAGUACAUGGCGAAGACGGUGGAGGAGGGUGGUCAAAACGAUAAGUUGCACAAUGCUGGUUAUGCAUUUAUCAAUGCUCUUGUUGAGCAUCUGCCUUACAUGAUCUCGGGAUCGUAUCUCGAUACUCUCCUGGUCAUUUCUAAUAAGUCCGCCGAGGCGGAUCUCGAGGCUGAGGCUGACGAGAGCCGAAUUGCUUGCCUUGACCUGGCUGCGAAGCAGAUUGAGGCUAAGAACAUGUUCACUGCCCUGCAGAAGAACUGGCCGAUUGCUGCGGAAUCCGGUACUAUUGCACUUCGCGAGUACCUCGACAUUCUGAGCACCGCAAUCGACAAGCACACCAAGUUCACCGUGACCAAGCACUCCCCCAUCCUCUCCACCAUCUUCCUCUCCGCCUUCGACCUGCGCCUCCAAUGGACCCUAUCGAACGCCGACAUCUCCGAGGACGAAAUCACCGAGAUCGAGAACCUCGUCAACUCCGUAGCCAUCAAGAUGAUCUACAAAUUCAACGACUCGACCUUCCGUCCCAUCUUCGCCAACCUCCUCGAGUGGGCCUCCACCGGCCUCCCAAAGAAGGACACCGAAGGCCGCCUCCUCCGCCUCCGCUCUAUCUUUACCUUUACUACCCUCUUCUUCACGCACCUCAAGUCCAUCGUCACAUCUUACACCACCUACCUCCUACCAUCCGCGCUGUCGGCGCUUGAAUCCGUCGACCCAUCCAACCCGGCCUCCCGCGCCCUGUGGUCCCACGCCCUCCACACCCUCGCUGCGGCCGCUGCGCACGACCAGGACGACUUCUUCCAGGCCCCUUCGCACUUUGACGUCCUCGCCCCGGCCCUGACAUCGCAGCUCGCGCACGCCGCCACAUUACCGCUGUCAGAUGACCUCGUGCCCGCGCUCGUUGAGCUCGCCGCCGUCGCGGACUCAGCAGACCACCACAAGGCGCUCAAUGCGGCGAUUAUGAAGUCCCUUCGCGACACGUCGCCGGCUGUUAGAUUGGCGGCUGUGAAGGCUGAGGAGGCGCUUACGGAGAGACUGGGUGAGGAGUGGUUGGCGCUGUUGCCGGAGAUGUUGCCGUUUAUUAGUGAGUUGCAGGAGGAUGAGGAUGAGGAGGUGGAGAGGGAGACGCAUAGAUGGAUUGUGAAGAUUGAGGGGGUGUUGGGGGAGAGUUUGGAUGCGAUGUUGCAGUAAGCUUGAGAUGUUUGGCUGGGGGGGAUGUGUUUAAGUGGGGGAGCGCAUUGAGGGCGUUGGGUGGGUGUGUGAGGCGUUUUUUUUAGUGUGUGUGUGUUUAGGUUGUUGGGGUGAUAUAUUUGCAAUGAGAAGAUUUUGUGCGAAAGUUUACUAGCUGUGUUCUGCUACAUUGUUUUAUGUGAACAGUGAUUUUACUUAUGCUGUUCUCACCUGCAGACUGUCCAAAAACAACAGGGUAUAAAAUAGUAGUAGAAUUAUAGAGGCUACAUGUAGAAUAUCGAGCUGGGAUUACCUAUCAA
This is a messenger RNA of Pseudogymnoascus destructans, 5872 nucleotides long. RefSeq names its product snoRNA-binding rRNA-processing protein utp10 (gene UTP10). Gene Ontology annotation, cellular component: small-subunit processome; 90S preribosome; t-UTP complex. Bases 180 to 5573 code for a protein of 1797 amino acids. Gene Ontology annotation, molecular function: snoRNA binding. Gene Ontology annotation, biological process: positive regulation of transcription by RNA polymerase I; maturation of SSU-rRNA from tricistronic rRNA transcript (SSU-rRNA, 5.8S rRNA, LSU-rRNA). The record is from RefSeq and is a predicted model, not a curated record. The transcript is spliced from 3 exons. Lineage: Eukaryota; Fungi; Ascomycota; Leotiomycetes; Thelebolales; Thelebolaceae.